GCUGUCUAGAAAGGAUGCGAUACUCGCCGGUUGCUGCUGGUCUAUGGAGGCGUACUUCCGUUCAUUUUAUGUUACGUUGCUGACCUGCAGGUGCUGAGGGAUAGCGGGUUUGGCAUCAGCACCAGCCUCGUAACAAGAAUAGACGUAAAUACUUCAUUUCUUCGGAAGAUGGUAGCAAAACAGAGGAUCAGAAUGGCAAAUGAGAAACACAGCAAAAACAUCACACAGAGGGGGAACGUUGCGAAGACGCUGCGACCGCAGGAAGAGAAGUACCCUGUGGGGCCCUGGCUACUGGCUCUAUUCGUGUUUGUUGUUUGUGGAUCAGCCAUCUUUCAGAUCAUACAGAGCAUCAGAAUGGGCAUGUGAGCCUUUGACCUUUGACCUCAGCGGAGUGUCUUGCCCCCGGGGACCAGGGGAGGCUGUUCGCUACAGAUUGGAGGGGAAGUGGAGGUUCCACCCGGAUUUUCUCACAGGCUGUGUGUGGAAAAGAGGAACUCCUUGUCCAUGACAUCACCAUUCAUAUGCUGACAGUGCCCACAGCUGAAGGGACAGAGUGCUUUUAUACUGACUCUGUAGUCAAACCACAUGGGGGGCUGGUGUUGGCCCUUGACUUGUUUUGCCAUUCCACUGGUUACUGUCCGUUUGUGCCAUUAAGUAAGUGAU
Molecule: messenger RNA, 663 nt
Organism: Megalops cyprinoides (Indo-Pacific tarpon)
Lineage: Eukaryota; Metazoa; Chordata; Actinopteri; Elopiformes; Megalopidae
Product: stress-associated endoplasmic reticulum protein 2
Exons: 3
Coding region: 169-366 (65 amino acids)
Biological process (GO): endoplasmic reticulum unfolded protein response
Cellular component (GO): endoplasmic reticulum
Source: RefSeq, a predicted model, not a curated record